AUGUCCCCAUCAAACAACACUACCAUCCAACGCCUCCUACUCCUCAAGAUCGCCUCCGAGGCGGAUCAGGACCGCGUCAUCUCCUUGUUCACCGAGAUCCCCGCCAAAGCCCGGCGCGAUGGGAAGCCAUACAUCCUCAACAUGAGAGGUGGAACCGCGAGCAGUACCUCAUUCUCACAGGAGGCGCGGACACAAGGGUACACAGUCGCCAUGGUCACGGAAUUUGCGUCGGAGGACGACGUCAGGUUCUGGGACGCCGAGUGCGUGGCGCACGCGGAGCUCAAGAAGAUCGCAAUGCCCCUUCAGCAGGGUGCCAUGGUCAUGCAUUGGACUAACCAGAUUGCUGUUUGA
Molecule: messenger RNA, 351 nt
Organism: Microdochium trichocladiopsis
Lineage: Eukaryota; Fungi; Ascomycota; Sordariomycetes; Xylariales; Microdochiaceae
Product: stress responsive A/B barrel domain-containing protein
Exons: 1
Coding region: 1-351 (116 amino acids)
Source: RefSeq, a predicted model, not a curated record